AUGAUCUUGCUAGAAAUCAAUAACCGCAUCAUUGAAGAGACGCUGUCGUUGAAGUUCGACGGCGCAUCGAACGGAACCAAACCCGAGGCUGUUGAUGUAACAUUUGCAGACUUUGAUGGCGUGUUGUACCACAUCUCUAACCCUAAUGGCGAUAAGACCAAAGUGAUGGUCAGCAUCUCCCUGAAGUUCUACAAGGAACUACAGGAGCAUGGGGCUGACGAGCUGCUGAAGAAAGUGUACGGGAGCUUCCUUGUUUCUCCAGAGGCUGGUUACAAUGUAUCACUCCUUUAUGACCUGGAUGCCCUACCAGGCAAUAAAGAUGAGGUUGUGCACCAAGCAGGGAUGCUGAAGCGAAACUGCUUUGCCUCCGUAUUUGAAAAAUACUUCAAGUUCCAGGAGGAGGGUAAAGAGGGCGAGAAAAGGGCUGUGGUCCACUACAGAGAUGAUGAGUCCAUGUAUGUGGAGGCCAAGAAAGACCGGGUGACGGUGGUGUUCAGUACAGUGUUCAAAGACGACGAUGACGUCGUCAUCGGCAAAGUCUUCAUGCAGGAGUUUAAAGAGGGUCGGAGAGCAAGCCACACAGCCCCGCAGGUGCUUUUCAGCCACAGGGAGCCACCCCUGGAACUAAAGGAUACAGAUGCAGCUAUCGGGGACAACAUUGGAUACAUCACUUUUGUCCUUUUCCCACGUCACACCAAUGCCAAUGCUAGAGACAACACCAUCAACCUCAUUCACACCUUCAGGGACUACCUGCAUUAUCAUAUAAAGUGCUCCAAGGCCUACAUUCACACACGGAUGAGGGCCAAGACGUCAGACUUCCUGAAAGUUCUCAACCGUGCCCGACCCGACGCUGAGAAGAAGGAGAUGAAGACCAUUUCUGGGAAGACCUUCUCCCGCUGA
Messenger RNA from Nerophis lumbriciformis (worm pipefish), 900 nucleotides. Lineage: Eukaryota; Metazoa; Chordata; Actinopteri; Syngnathiformes; Syngnathidae. The record is from RefSeq and is a predicted model, not a curated record.